Messenger RNA from Piliocolobus tephrosceles (Ugandan red Colobus), 3156 nucleotides. It is a transcript of the gene TRIM6, whose product is annotated as tripartite motif containing 6. Gene Ontology annotation, molecular function: zinc ion binding; protein binding. The transcript is spliced from 8 exons. Bases 143 to 1609 code for a protein of 488 amino acids. Lineage: Eukaryota; Metazoa; Chordata; Mammalia; Primates; Cercopithecidae. The record is from RefSeq and is a predicted model, not a curated record.
CCCAGAGUCUUUCGGCUUGGGUGGAGGACGCGGCUGCUGCAAGUACUCGGCUCUGAUCCAGGCCACAGAUUCCAGGAUUCUACAAGCAGGAAACAUCUUAGAAAUUAGGGCUGGGCAGGCAGGAGCCAGGAGAGUAGCUACAAUGACUUCACCAGUACUGGCGGACAUACGAGAAGAGGUGACCUGCCCUAUCUGCCUGGAGCUCCUAACAGAACCCCUGAGCAUAGACUGUGGCCACAGCUUCUGCCAAGCCUGCAUCACACUGAAUAGCAGGGAAUCAAUGAUUGGUCAAGAAGGGGAAAGAAGCUGCCCUGUGUGCCAGACCAGCUACCAGCCAGGGAACCUGCGGCCUAAUCGGCAUCUGGCCAACAUAGUGAGGCGGCUCAGAGAGGUGGUGUUGGGUCCUGGGAAGCAGCUGAAAGCAGUUCUUUGUGCAGACCAUGGAGAAAAACUGCAGCUCUUCUGUCAGGAGGAUGGGAAGGUCAUUUGCUGGCUUUGUGAGCGGUCUCAGGAGCAUCAUGGUCACCACACGUUCCUCGUGGAGGAGGUUGCCCAGGAGUACCAGGAAAAGUUUCAGGAGUCUCUAAAGAAGCUGAAGAAUGAGGAGCAGGAAGCUGAGAAGCUAACAGCUUUUAUCAGAGAGAAGAAGACUUGCUGGAAGAAUCAGAUGGAGCCCGAGAGACACAGGAUCCAGACAGAGUUUAAUCAGCUGCGAAACAUCCUAGACAGAGUGGAGCAGCGGGAGCUGAAAAAGCUGGAAGAGGAAGAGAAGAAGGGGCUACGAAUUAUAGAAGAAGCUGAGAAUGAUCUGGUCCACCAGAGCCAGUCGCUGCGAGAGCUCAUCUUGGAUCUGGAGCGUCGAUGUCAGGGGUCAACAAUGGAGCUGCUGCAGGAUGUGAGUGAUGUCACAGAAAGGAGUGAGUUCUGGACCCUGAGGAAGCCAGAAGCUCUCCCUACAAAGCUGAGAAGUAUGUUUCGAGCCCCAGAUCUGAAAAGGAUGCUGCGAGUGUUUAGAGAGCUGACAGAUGUCCAAAGCUACUGGGUGGACGUGACCCUGAAUCCACACACAGCUAAUUUAAAUCUUGUCCUGGCUAAAAACCGGAGACAGGUGAGGUUUGUGGGAGCUAAAGUAUCCGGACCUUCCUGUGUGGAAAAGCAUUAUGACUGUAGUGUCCUGGGCUGCCAGCACUUCUCCUCCGGAAAGCAUUACUGGGAGGUAGAUGUGGCCAAGAAGACUGCCUGGAUCCUGGGGGUAUGCAGCAAUUCAGUGGGACCUACAUUCUCUUUCAACCAUUAUGCUCAAAAUCACAAUGCUUACUCCAGGUAUCAGCCUCAGAGAGGAUACUGGGUGAUUGGGUUACAGCAUAACCAUGAAUAUAGGGCCUAUGAGGAUUCUUCCCCUUCUCUGCUCCUCUCCAUGACAGUGCCCCCUCGCCGUGUUGGGGUUUUCUUAGAUUAUGAGGCUGGCACUGUUUCCUUUUAUAAUGUCACAAACCAUGGCUUCCCCAUCUACACUUUCUCUAAAUAUUACUUUCCUACUACUCUUUGUCCAUAUUUUAAUCCUUGCAACUGUGUAAUUCCUAUGACCCUGCGUCGCCCAAGCUCUUGAAUAGUCUUCUGUUCCCACCCACUUCUGAUAAGUACCCCGAGGCUUAUCAGCAUGUGAUUCUCCCUUCUGAUCUUCUGUUUUUUGGAGUGCAGUGGCGCAAUCUCAGCUCACUGCAACGUCUGCCUCCUGGGUUCAAGCGAACCUCCUGCCUCAGCAUCCCAAGUAGCUGGGAUUACAGGCUCCCACCACCAUGCCCAACUAAUUUUUGUAUUUUUUUAGAGAUAGGGUUUCACCGUGUUGGCCAGGCUGAUCUCGAACUGCUGACCGCAAGUGAUCCACCCACCUCGAUCUCCCAAAGUGCUGGGAUUGCAGAUGUGAGCCACUGCACCCAGCCAAUUCUUUCGUUUUAAACAUUUAUUCAGUACUAGGAUGCAUCCAGUGGUGAAAGUAGGCAUCUUUGUCUGAUGACAGGUCUUGAGGUGGAUAGGGGGCGCUUUCAGUAUUUUGCCAUUAAGCAUAGUAUUUGAUGCAGGUUUUUUUUUUUUUUUUUGGUUGAUGCAGGGGAUCAAAUUUAGGAAGUUCUGAUCUGUUAAUUUGCUACAAGUUUUUGUAUAAAAUGAAAAAUCGUAUUCUACCUAUGUCUUUUCUGUAAAUUAUUGAGAUAAUUGUGUGUAAUUUUUAUUCUGUUAAUGUGGCUUAGUACAUUGAUUUCCUUCCAUUUGUUAUAUUGGCCACAAAUUGCUGAAAUGCACCGUUAUUAUUUGUUUUAUGCAAUAGUGGAUUUAUUUUGAUAAUGUAUUGUUUAGAUUUUGUUUUCAUCUAUGUUAAUGAAAGAAAUUGGCCUGUAUUUUUACAUUCUUGUAAUAUCUUUGCCACGUUCUAUAAAAUACAAUAAUAACCAAAUAAAUUACUGUGUUUUUGUAUAAGUAUGUAUAGGAUUGGGCUCUAAAGCCAAACCAUUAUAAUGAUAAUUUUGGUAGCUUCAAACUCAAAUCGAAGAGAGUCUUCACUACAAUCUUCACUACAACCUUCGGCCUUCCUCUCUACAUUUAAGAGUAGCAAUAGAACAAUAAAAACUAUAUAUAUCUUUCAGAUAAAUUGAAGUAAAAACAAAAGGAUAGUGGAGAGAGAAAAACAAUCCAAUACAUAUUUUUCUCUCAGAAUAGAAAGAAAAUGCAAAGAGAAAAUAUGAAUAAUAUAAAGCACUUACAGGAAGAGGAUGAUUUCUUCCAGGUUUUCCACACUCUCUUUUCCUUAGCACAGGAACAAACAGCUGGUGAGUGAACCUCUCUUUGGUAGAGAGGUGCAAUAUGUUUUUUGAACCAGCUAUAAAAGAAAUUAUGAGGUACAUGUGAGGGUAGAAACAAGUAUCAAGGAGGAAAAUGGCACUGGCUCUCCCAUGUGGUAUUCAGGAGCCACCAAUGUCUAUUGAGGACUUCACACAUGACUAGUCUGAAUUGAGAUGUGCUCAAAGUAUAAAAUAUAUACCAGAUUUCAAAUACUUACUUCAAAAAAUAAUGUAAAAUAUCUCACUAAUAACUUUUCCUUUGUGUAUUGCAAUGAUAAUAUGUUGGCUCUAUUGGAUUAAAUAAAAUAUGUUAUUCAUU